UGGAAGUCCCGGAAGCGGCUGCCGGGCUCAGUUGAUUGACAGCCGGGAGCGCGCCGGGGACGCCAGGACCAGAGACUUGCACAGCCGAUCCACAUCUCGCUUUUUCUAGAGAAAACGUGAGAGUAAAACCCGGAUACCUUGUCAGAGGUAAUAAAUCGGAACGCUGUAAUGGAAGCGCUGGUCGAGCGUCUGGAGAAGGCAGUGGUUCGUCUGGAGACGGUGGCUGGUAAACUACAGUUCGGGCCAGGGGGCGUGGCCAACGGUGACAUCAUCAUCAGCAGUCACAUGAUCAACGGAGGCGAAUCCCAGAGCAUGGAGGCGUUCGACCUCUUGCUGAGCGGUUCCGUGUGUGAAUAUGUGAAGACCAGCACAGCUAUUGGUGGAGACGUGGCGAAGCAUGCAGAGAUGGUGAACAACGCCCUGCAGAUCCAGCGCUCCUUCCUCAAAAUGUCCAUGACACACCGAGAGCCAGCAAAGGUAAGAGCAAACCAUCGUCUGUGA
This is a messenger RNA of Rhinichthys klamathensis goyatoka, 501 nucleotides long. It is a transcript of the gene cap2, whose product is annotated as cyclase associated actin cytoskeleton regulatory protein 2. Bases 169 to 501 code for a protein of 110 amino acids. Gene Ontology annotation, molecular function: actin binding; adenylate cyclase binding. Gene Ontology annotation, biological process: regulation of adenylate cyclase activity; cytoskeleton organization; cell morphogenesis. Lineage: Eukaryota; Metazoa; Chordata; Actinopteri; Cypriniformes; Leuciscidae. Gene Ontology annotation, cellular component: cytoplasm. The record is from RefSeq and is a predicted model, not a curated record. The transcript has 4 exons.